CGUCAGCCGUUCCCUAUGUAAACAAUGGUUAAGCUCUCUUGUACAGUACGUGAAUAUGGUUAAUUGUGACUUAGUAAACUACCAGACACACGAGAAUAUUAACCAUGGACCUGUUUCUCUUGAGGUUGGGCACUGGAGAGAAGUACACCUUAAAUCCCGAUAAAAAACGAUUUCUGAUUGGCCGCAACAAUUCAUGUGACUUCACUUUCACAAGUCCUCACAUCUCCAGAAAACAUUGUGAGAUCCUACGUGUUCCUCCUCGUGGCACACUUAUCAUUAAAAAUCUCAAGGGCAGCAACACUACCUACAUUGAUGAAUUGCAGCUCAAGAGUGUUGAUAACUUUGCAGAACUUCGAAUUGGAUGUAAGAUAGGGUUAGGUGUUCCUCUUUCCCAAACCCAGGGUGAUGGGGUGAAAAAUGAUAAAUUUGUCUUUCUACGGCUCUGUGAUGCUCAGGCCGAAGAGCAGUCAUAUGUUCCUUGUGCAGAGAAGGACACUGGCACAGAAGCCAGCUACACCUAUCUGCAGAAGGAGGGAGAGUUGUACUCAGAUAAUGAGAAACUGCAGCAACAUCUUGCUGACCUCUCAUACAGUGGCCCAUCUGCUGCAGUUCAAGAUUCUAUACCACAUGCUGAUCCUCAGAAAUGUGGUCCUGCCCAGCAAGCUGGACCCCAGAAUCAAACUAUGCCCGGUGUGCGUCUCACUCCACAACCUGGACCAGCCAGGCAAGCUAUCCAAGAAUUGCCAGGAUUGUUAAAUCUCUUGAAGUCUCAUACAAAUGUCACAUCUGACAGUGCUCCAACCUCAUUGCUUCAAAAUACAGAUACAAAGCCAUUUACUUCAACUCCACUGCCGCAGGUUAUUCACCCAAUACCUCCAUUGCAGAAAUUACACCCAUCAACAUAUCAGUCUUUGUCUUGGGCCCAAAAUAGAAUCCAAGAACCUUUAUCAGAAUUGCACUUGCAAAGUACUUACAAUGAAGACCAUAGUCAUACAGACAGACAGAGAUUACACAGUGUUAACACACCAUCUGCUGCACCUAACAAUGUGCAGCCAGCAAAAACGUUUGGAGGUGCUCCAUACAAGUCAGAACUAUGGGAAAAAGUUGAUGCACUUAAAGCAACCCACUCAGAAUAUAAUCCCCAGCCAGGAUUAUGCCAAGUUCAAAGGGACCAACAGGUGUGUGAGACCAGUCAUGGACCUUGUAAACGAAUUUUGAGCAAAAAAGAUCAUGAUGAGAGUGUCCCAGGGAAGCUGCAGAGGCUGGGAGCAGUGUAUGGAGAUUAUGUUGGAACAUCCCAGCAAAAUAAUUCUAAACAAAUUAAUUUAUUAAAUUCACAACUGAAAGAAGGUGGAGCUGAUCCAUCUCAGCUUCAGGUAUUCAACAGAUCUGCCUUGGGCGAAUAUACGCAAACUCAAAAACCUGAUAAUAAGUCUCGACACCAAGGGGAAGGGCCAGGAGCUGUAAUGUGUGAACACUCAUUAGGAAUGGAACAUUUAGGUAAUACCCACAGUAGUGAUCAUCAUCAAUCAGUACCCCUGAUGCUUAGUUCUUCAGUGGAAAAAAGACUACAGUCUCCUAUGGAGGAUGGUAACCAACAAGAAAAGGUGUCUGUUUCAGUGGAGGCUCCUCAGUCAGUCUGUUCUCUUUUGACUGAAUCUGGAUCUUCUCAAAGUCCUUCCAGGAUAUUUUCCCAAUUCAAACAAACUUCAGAAGAUUCAAGAGUCGCAUUAUCACUGAAUAAAGAUUUAGCACCUUUGGUUCAUGUUUCAAAUUGGAAGCAAAUUCGUAGACAUUCCAGGGAUGUACUUCCACAAAGCGUAAUUCCUGAUGACUCCCAAAUUGAACAUACAUCGCAACAUGGAAAUGGUUUACAGACCACUAAAACUUCUGAAGAAUUUAAUUUAAUUAUACAACAGAGUUCCUCUAAGCUAAAGGUCAUCUCUGAGAAAAAAUUAGCCUUGAAUUGUAGUAAUAUAGAUCAAACUACAAAGGUUCAACAGUUUUCCAGUAGUACAAGAAGAGAUUCAAUGACAGACAAAUUAGUCUCUUCAAAUGUUAGUUCUUGUAAUAUUGAUCCAAACUGUAAACAAAGUGUUGUAGACUCAUGUGACAAACAAGAUGCUGCUCAAUUGAAUAUGUCACUUGAACAGCAAGCAGUAGUAACCCAGGAGAAACAAAGGGAUCUUUUCAACAAGAGUCCUGUAUUUACCAGGAAAGAUAACAAACAUUACAUCAUAGAGGAUAAUAACAAACAAACUAACAGAAAUUUAGCAGCUCUCCCACUUGGCUCUCAACAGUUUUCAAAUGUGGACACAAGAUCAAAAGAAAGCUGUAAUCCAGCUGAUGGUUUAGUUUCACCUUGUAGUAUUGACCUUACUCAGACAGACCCAGAACACACUGAAGAGAGUGAUAAUGCUAGUGAUGAUAACAUUGAAAAUUGGAUACAUAAUAAAGAUAAACAUGUGAAGUAUGAAAAUGUAGAUGAUAUUGUGUUCAUUUGUGAUUCCAAAGAGGAUUCUUCUUCGGUGGAAAAUCAAAAUUUCUCUGGCAAGAGGAAUAUAACUAUUCAUGAGGAAAUAAAUGUUGAUGAUGAUUCAAAUAAAGGUCAGCAUAGUGAGUCAAUAAAGUCAGAGAGUGAUGUGCAAGUGGUUGACUUGGGCAGUACUUGCGAUUCUGAGUUACUGUUGCAGCACAGGAAAACUAAGAAAAGAAGUUUAGUCAUUAACUCUGAUUCCAGUUCUGAUUCUUUUUCUGUGGAAAAGAAAGAUUUCUCUGGAAAGAGGAAGAGAAGUAUUCAUGAGGAAAUAUAUGUUGAUUUUUGUGAUAUUGAUUCAAAUAAAGGUCAUCAUAGUAAGUCAAUAAAGUCAGAGAGUGAUGUGCAAGUGGUUGAUUUAAUCAGUACUUGUGAUUCUGAGUUACUGUUGCAGCACAGGAAAACUAAGAAAAGGAGAAGUUUAGUCAUUGACUCUGACAGUAAUUCCAGUAAUGAGGCAGACAUUAAUUCCAAAACUCUGUCCUCACGUGAACCAGUUGUCUUUCCGUCACUUUUAGAAGACUGCCUAUAUAGAAAAUGUGUUGUUGCUGUGGAAAGAGUACCUUAUCCUGGCAUAUAUGAUGUGGAUACAGUUAAAACUAGCAUGGUUAUUAAAUCACCUAACUUAACUGUUAACUGUCCAUUGUCACAGACAAGCUCCCACUUUAAUGAAACAUGUGUAAACACCCCAGUACAAAAGUCUUACCUCACACAUGAUGACGACGAUGAUGAAUUGCCUGACAUAGAUAUUUUUUCUGUACCAAAGAAGAUUUUAUCUUGUUCACCUUUGUUGUCAGGUUCUUCAGAGUGUAAAGAAUUAAAAAAACAUAAAGAAAAUAAAUCUAUAAACUUAGUAAAAGGAAGUCAAGGAAAAGACAAAGAGGAUGUAACAGACAGUAAGAAACAUAUAACUGGAAGAAAACACAGACAAUCGGACUCAUAUGACAGUUCUGACACUAAACAGGACAAAGAUGUGCAUAAGUAUAAGAAGCAAACUCUGUGUUCAACGAGAGACAUCCCAGAAAAGAAGAAUCCUUCAACAAUGGGAACUGAGAAAAAUGAUCCUCCGAGUGAUAAGGGCUACAGUAAAAGUCAUUCUGUAUUGAGUUGUACUAGUACAGGUACCGGUAUUGAUAAUAUAUCUGAAAAUUUGUCUAUGCCUUCUGUGUCUAGAAAGACAAAAAUUAGUGAAUCUGAACCAACAGUAUUGAGGACACGUGGUGAGCAAGAUGCUGUAUCGGAUGCGACCUGCCCUAAUGUCUUUGACAAAUCCAAACUGCUUCUAAAUGUUGCAAUAAAACAAGAAAAAACAGAGGAAGCGCAGGUGAAGGAUAUUAAAAUAAAGAAAGAGAAAGGUGAGGAGGAUGGUGUGCUUAUAAAGAAAGAGAAAGGUGAGGAGGAUGGUGUGCUUAUAAAGAAAGAGUUUGACCAAAAUCUUAAUGCAGUGGAUGAAGAUGGCGAUAAUGAUGGUGUCAUUUUCAUGUAUUCACAAGUGGAUGAAACUAUCUGGGUGUCAAGUGACGAAGAGGAAUCUCCAUCACAGAAUGACAUCUCUUUUGGUCCCUUACCUCGAAGCCCUGACUUGGAUAUUGAUGAACUGUUUAGAGAAGAUGAAGAACAGAAAUUAAGACAGAAUGCUUCAGGCAUCUCAACAAAUAGUACACCAGAGGAGGCUGUGACUGAUGACCAAUGGUUCCCUAUUCUGUCUCAGUCCUUCUUUGAUGAUGACGAUGACUUUGUUAAUCAGCCUGUUGAAUCUGCUAAAGGCCCAGCACUUCCUGAACCUUUACCAGGCCCCAGUGGAUUAAAUGAAAUGACUGAAGACAAUGAUGAAAGUAUUGGUGAAUGGUGGCCAGAACUUUCACAGCAAUUUUUUGAUGAUGAUCUUGACAACAGUAAGAUACAUGGUGCAUCUAAAAGUGAUGUUACACUUUCAGGUAGCUCCAAGAACCUUGAUACUGUUAUUGAAAAACUAAGAAAUACAAACAAACGAAGAAGCCAACUAACAGACCCUAAAUUGCCACCUACACGUACAAAAAGUGACAACCUCAGGAGAAGAGGGAAAAGCUGCCAAGAAUUUUAUGGAAAACACUAUCGAUACAAUGAGGAUAAUUUAUUGAGCACUGCUGAUAGGAGGGAUGAAACUGGGGUUAGAGGUGAAAGGAUUUCAAGGGAAAGAAAAUCUAGGAAGGACUCUAGCUGGAAAAGAGUGAUUACUCCACCUCAGAAACAGAAAUGCAAGAAAGGUUCUGCUUUAAGGGCUAAUUUAACUUCUAAAUUUAAUCUUGUUUCCUAUAAAGCAACAGUGGAACAUAAACCUAGGGAAAAACAUCAUCUUGUUCCCAAAAUAAAAGUUGAAAACAAAGAGAAAAAAGUUGAAGAGAAGCAAAAAGAAGCACACCAAAAGAAAAGGGAAGCACACCAAAAGAAAUCUCACUUGGUAACUGAUCGGCCACGUGCUGGUGAAAAUAUUUCCAUCCAGAAGAAAACCGAACGAAAAGAUUCCGGGAACCAAGAAAAGCCUCGACCGAAGGUGGCAGCCAAGGUUACUAAAAAAACUCGCUCCGAGAGGCUAAUUGAUGUAGAUCUUUUUACAGCUCUUGCAGUGCCAACACCAAAGCCCCAAAAACUGUCUUUCAAAAUCCCCAAAAACUGUGAUAAGACUGUUGACAAAAUGAUUAAAUCAUUGUCUGGUAGUGUUAGUGCACCCAGCACCUCAGUAGGCAGUUCUCUUGUGUUAGUUAAGCCUAGUGCAGGAGAGCUGGAUACCAAUCCACCUCCAAGGGUGGAACCAGAAAUGCGUGUUGGUACUGAAAAUAUUGACGGGGAUACCACAUUGUUGCUGCAGCCACCAGUACUUAAAGAGCAAAUUGUUAAUAAGAGUGAAAAAGAACAAAAAGGUAUUUUAAAAUUUAUUGCAAUAAGUGGUAGUACACAGAAGAAAAAAGUGCAUUUUCCUACAAGGUUGGAGGAUCUUGUAGACACAUUACAUAUAUCGCCUCGUAAAAACCAUGAGAGGACUGGGGCUCUCGAAGUGAAAGCACGAGAAGUGUUGCCCAUGGAAGUUGUGUUGCAAAAGUAUCACAUUUCUUCAAACUAUAUGGACCAAUUCAUACAUCAUAUCUGUAGAUGGAAUUAUGACUGGCUGGAGGUUUACCGAGCUGGACAGGUGAAACAAGAAACAAGUGGGAAAGGUAGUGCACUACGUCCACCACCAGUAGCUCUAAACACCAACUACCCAACCCUGAUACUUUAUAACUCCUACAGUGAUUACAAGGAAAUAUUCAGCAAUCUUAUGUAUUUAGAGAUUUGGGAGAGUGUUUAUCAAGAUUGGCUAAAGUACAAGCAGUCCAAUGUGUGGCUUCCCACACAAAUUGAUGUUUUUCAUCCAGACUUUAUUGAAAUUGGAACAGGCUCUCUAAAGUUUUGGAAACUCAAGAUGUUUACAUUAAUCACUCAAGAUCAGAGCUUUAAAGGUCAACAUCCCAGACAGGGGAGUCUCAUUUCUCUCAGGAUCCAAGAGGGGGCCAAAAAGAUCCACAUCUUUGGUCAUGUGGACCAUUUUAUGAAACACCGGAAAGUCAUGGUAACAAAAGAACUGCAGCAAGCGUGUCCAAAUGGUGAAGUGUGUCUUAUGAUGGGGGUGAGGGUUACCAAGGAUGUUAUACAGAAAGCUACAAAUGGAAAACUUAUUAUGAUCAGUAAUGUUUCUUACAUUCGGCCAAGCACUCGUAUGUGGGAAGGCUUGUGUAAACUACCUCUGUCUCCACUUUGUGAAGAUAUCCUUCAACCAAGCAAAGAUGUGUUCAUGGGUGAUCGUAUGUUCGACCAGUAUCUGGUUAAUGGACUUCAUCUUAAUGAUGUACAGAAGAAGGCAGUUGUGGAAGUAAGUAAUAAAUGUGUUUCCAAUUACCACAUUCCAAAGAUGAGCUUGAUACAUGGGCCGCCAGGCACAGGUAAAACACGCACCAUCGUAGGACUUAUUGCCCAAAUGGUUCAGUUGUGUUGUGAAAACGGGCUGCCCGUUUGCCGUAUUUUGUUGUGCGCCCCAUCUAAUGCGGCUGUUGAUGAGCUGACUUUGAGGCUUAUCAGGCUACGGGAGAUUGGCAUAUGUUUACGUGUUGUAAGAGUUUGUUCCAGGGAGGUUAUCAACCCAGAAAUUAAAAAUUGCACUUUAGAUUCCUUUGUGGAAAAACAAAUCAAAGUUGAACUUUCAACUCCCCAAAAUCCUUCCACCAAGCAAGAAUGGGAGAGGAGGAAGGCCAUUGUGGAAGAGGCUGCCACCAGUCUCCAAAAUGCCAUGAAGGGAAACAGAAGCAAAGAGGAAAUCAGACAGAUGGAAAUUCGCCUCACUGAGUUAGUUCGAUCUAGAACUGAUUUUGAGAGAAGUUUUCAUACACAGCCAACUGCACAAGAAAAGCAUCAGCUGCAACAGAAGUGGCAGCAAAAAAUUCUUCUCAAUGCAGAAGUCAUAACAACUACUCUUGGAGGUUGUUUAUCUGGAAUUAUGUCUGAUGUGUUUUGUAAAAAGCCAAAUAAUUUUACUUGCUGUAUCAUUGAUGAAGCAGGACAGUGCAAGGAAACAGAAACGUGGCUACCACUUCUACUUGGAGUCCGUAAACUGGUUCUGGUUGGAGAUCAUCGGCAGCUCCCAGCUACAGUAUUAUCUCGCCUGGCUCAGGUCAAGAAUCUCAAGCAGUCAUUGUUUGAACGGUUGUAUCAUCGCUUUGUUAUUGAACUUCAAUUGGACAGUUGUGUACACACUCUAAGUAUACAAUAUCGAAUGCAUCCAGAGAUUGCUAUGUGGCCAUCUCUUCACUUCUACUCGGGAAGGCUCACCACUAGUGCUGACAUCAUUCAGGAGCGUACCAGCGACCUCAAGCCAUAUGUGGUAUUUGAUUUGAAGACAUCACAAGAACAAAGAGAUCAGAACCAUGAAUUGUAUAAUCCAAAAGAGGCAGCACUUGUUCGCUGCAUCAUCGAGACAUUGGAGCCACAAAUUGGAAAACAAAAAAUCGGAAUCAUUACUCCAUACCAAAGACAAAAGAUCCUCCUUGAGGGAGAACUUGCAAAAUUCUUUGGUCGAAUGAAUAUUGUUAUAAAUACAAUUGAUGCUUUUCAGGGCCAAGAGCGUGACAUCAUCAUUCUAUCUUUUGUACGCGCCAACUCAACUGCGAACAUCGGGUUUCUCUCUCAUCGUCAACGCUUAAAUGUUGCCCUCACAAGGGCAAGGAAGUGCUGUUACAUUGUGACAAGCCUUUCUUCAUUCUCAGGGAAUCAGGACUGGCUGUCACUUAUCAAAAAUGCAGAGAGUCGAGGACUGGUUCAUGCCAUAACAAAUGAACAAAAACAGGACAAAAAUUAUAUAAUUAAUAUUUUACAGAAAUAAGUUGUUCAGUGUAUUGAUUUUGUUAAAUAUAACCCUCAUGUCAAAAGUUGAUAAUUUUGUACUGUGUUAUAUGAUGUGUACAACAUUUUAUUGUUUUAUAACCCUUCAAUCUCAUGUUCUGUAACCGUCAUUUCCACAGGUUGCAGACCAGGUUCACCUGUAACAUUGAUGGCUGGUACAAGUCAAACAAUUAGUAAAACUCUUCUGUCACUUGCUUAGGUAGUCCUUAAAAGAGGUUUUGGAAGCAAAAGUUCCCCCUGAAGGUUAAGAUGUGAAUAAGUCUUGGUGCCAAUGUAGUUUACACAACCUAAUUUUCAUUUUUGUAUCAUCUGCCAUAUUGGAUUUCCAGUAUAUGAGCUUCAGUCCAGCCAUGACCUUCAAUCAAUAACAUUCAGUAUAUUGACAGCUUUGUUUACUUACAUAGAACAAAGUGUAUUAUCCCUAUAUAUUUAGCAAUGGUGGAAGUAUUACUGCACUGCCACACACAGUUCCUGCAUUAUUAGUACAGUAUAGUUAACAUAAUAUAGACUGUUCACUUUAAGUUCUAAAAAUAAUUUCAGUUAGCUUAUUGGCAGGUGGAAAUUAACACUAACAGUAUACAUAACUUGGCAUUUUCUUGAAAGAAAGUUUUUGUGAACCGGAUGACUGUCUGGCUUCUGUGGAUUGAAAUAGAUGGUAUCAAGUUUCACUAUUCCCCUCAAUUGCUUCUGUGUUGCAAGUCAUACAGUUCAACAGGAUACUGUACUGAUAACUCUUUUUUUUGACCUUGCAAGAAUUAGUUUACUAUCCUUCAGCUGUCCCUGGCUCCUAUUCAGACUCCCUCACCUAAGUUUGUAAAUUUAUGAUAUGUGGAUUUUCUAGAUUUCACUAGUUCGUUUGGUAAAGGUUUUGGUGUGCAUUAUUCUCCAAGUGUCGAUUUUCCUGAAUUUGAAGAUUGGUAUUCUUUUUUACCAACUGGUAUUUUGAUGUAUAUCUGGCUCCAGUGGGGUUUCUUAUGCUAAGAGUUUCUGUGCCUCUCAUUCUUAUAGUCACUGGAAAACUCGGACAACACCAAGGAACUGCAAAGCCUUGGGGAGUUCUACUAUCACUUUAACUGUCUCUUAAGGUGGUGUGUAAGGGAAUAGCCCGGUUAUUUCAGAGGAUGUGUUCCUAAAUGUCAUUGCGAAUAUCGGGGCAAUUUUCUUCGAAAGAAUUUAUGUAUAUAGGGGGGAUGCAUUCCCAGCUGGCAACUUUCACUACAUAUUUUUCGUGUGUAUAUUAUAGUACCAGUAAAUGUGAGGAAUAUGUCAAAAUUAUACUAAUAAAUAAAAUAAAGGAAAAAGAAAACCUCAUUGCCAAUUGGCAACCGUUUCACUAUGAGACUGGAGUGGCUGAGAUCUCCACCACCACUUCCUCCUCCCACAAUCUGGUAAUGCAGGGGAAUGAUAGGUGAUAGGGGGGAAACGCUACAUAAACAGUAAACAGUGCGGCGCUUAUGUAUACUACUGUAAUUUGGUCACAUACAAAAUAAAGAAUAAAUUUUAA
Messenger RNA from Homarus americanus (American lobster), 9449 nucleotides. RefSeq lists its product as uncharacterized. Gene Ontology annotation, biological process: termination of RNA polymerase II transcription. Gene Ontology annotation, molecular function: helicase activity; ATP binding; transcription termination site sequence-specific DNA binding. Bases 105 to 7925 code for a protein of 2606 amino acids. NCBI's taxonomy places the organism in Eukaryota, Metazoa, Arthropoda, Malacostraca, Decapoda, Nephropidae. Gene Ontology annotation, cellular component: nuclear body. The transcript has 7 exons. The record is from RefSeq and is a predicted model, not a curated record.